This is a messenger RNA of Morus notabilis, 442 nucleotides long. RefSeq names its product histone H3.2. Gene Ontology annotation, cellular component: nucleosome. The record is from RefSeq and is a predicted model, not a curated record. The coding region runs from base 1 to 411 and encodes 136 amino acids. The transcript has a single exon. NCBI's taxonomy places the organism in Eukaryota, Viridiplantae, Streptophyta, Magnoliopsida, Rosales, Moraceae. Gene Ontology annotation, molecular function: structural constituent of chromatin; DNA binding; protein heterodimerization activity.
AUGGCUCGCACCAAGCAAACCGCUCGCAAGUCCACUGGCGGCAAGGCGCCGAGGAAGCAGCUAGCGACGAAGGCCGCCCGCAAGUCGGCUCCGGCGACUGGCGAAGUAAAGAAGCCCCACAGAUUCAGGCCCGGAACCGUGGCUCUCCGUGAGAUCAGGAAGUACCAGAAGAGCAUCGAGCUUCUCAUCAAGAAGCUUCCUUUCCAGAGACUCGUUCGUGAGAUCGCGCAGGACUUCAAGACUGAUCUCCGGUUCCAGAGCUCCGUCGUCGCCGCUCUCCAGGAGGCCGCUGAGGCCUACCUCAUCGGUCUCUUCGAGGACACAAAUCUAUGCGCCAUUCACGCCAAGAGAGUCACCAUCAUGCCUAAGGAUAUUCAGCUCGCCAGGCGUAUCAGAGGCGAGCGCGCUUGAGUUUGAUUUAGGGCUUUCUCUGUAUAGAAGC